CCAACACAGAGGUGAAUGUAAUGUGACCGUCGUGCAAGAGAUUGCCCCAAGCACAAGUGCCACAGAGAGCCCAAUUUUACCAGCUCGUGGCAGAGGAAGGGGCAGAGGAAAGGACAAAGGUCCGGCUUCCCGAAAAGGCAAAAAAUCUGUUCGGGAAGCUGAUCCAAAUAGGGAUGAAGUUGCCCUUUCUGUCAUUCAAACAAGGAAAGACAGAUUUCGAGAAGACAUGAAGACCAUGCCAAGGGAACAGCUUGAGGAAAUAAUAUUGGGGGUCCUUGAUGAGAACCCAGGUCUUAUAUUGGACUUUCAUAAGCCAGUAGCCAGGGGUGAAGGUGGAUACCAUCCACCUGAGGGUGCUGAGUCACCAGACUGGUGUGUGUGUGGAAAAUGCAGGGAAAUGCCAACCCAGGCAGAGCGAAUAUGCUGCGAAAAGGAGCCAAGACACAGCUUUUCUCUACUGCCUGACUUCACAGUUCUUUUGCUGGACCCUGCAGUACUGAGACUCGCGAGACUGCAGCAAAGGGACAUUCUUCUGCUGGAUGAUGCAGAUGAAGAGGACCCGCACAAGGCCAACAGACAUGCUGCCUACAGACAAUAUAUACUGUGGGCACAUGGAAGGCUUGGAGUAGGAAACAGAAGAGUUAUACCAUCAUGCUGUGUUUGGGUCAUCAGAGACAAGUACCCUAACCCCUUCCAAAUUUAUGUGGGUUUUGUUCCUGCCCGUCUUGUUUGAAAAGUUGAUGUACAGAGGACACUUUGGCAAGCAAGAGACUCAAGCAUUUUAGUAGGCAAGAGCAAUAGAGCUUGAGCCAGGCUCUGGACAUUCACGGACCUCCCUGCAGUCCAAGCAGAAGUUACUGUUGUUGGAACAGUUAUAUAUAGUGACCAGCAGAAAUGUUACUCAAGCCAAACACUUGACACUAUACUGGGCCCCUCCUGUUUAGGUGGAAGUGAUAGUGGUUGGGAUAGUUAUUUAGUGAGCAGCAGAAAACUCGAGUCAGACACUGAACAUGUACUGACAUCCAAACUGUCUAGGUGGAAGUGAUUGUGGUUGGAAUAGUUGUCUAGUAAGCUACAGAAAUAUUAUUCUAACUAGACACUGGACAUGUCCUAAUCUCCCUCCUGUUGAGGAGAAAGUGAUUGUAGAUGAAACAGUCGUAAAGUGAGCAGUGGGACUGUAACUCAAGCCAAACACUUGACCCUGCGCUGACCAACCUACUGUUUAAGUGGAAGUGACUAUGCCUGGAAAAGUUGUCAAGUUGAAAAAGUAGUCAAGUCAAGAAUUACAAGCCACAAAGUCGGGUCAGGUAAGAUUACAUAUAUAUCAAUAACCGUCAAAGCCUCAGUGGCAUGCAGCCCAAUCACAUACAUGUAAUGCACGCUCAACUGAAAGUAAAGUUCUUAGAUAUAUGCUAUUGUGACAUCUGUCAUUUUCUGCUGUCAAAUGUGUGUUGCCUGUCAUUUCAAGUACCAUUUUUUGUAAAAGUUUGGUACAAUUUUUAAUUUUGAGUGGUCUCCCUUGGACUUGUGUUGCUAAUAUAUAUCACUUCCAUUUCCAAUGGUAAAAUGUUGUAACAAAUAACUGAAUAAUUUGAAUAUGCCAUGAUGAUUAAUCGAUAUCCCGAUCAGACUAGAAUAUUAAAUAUACCAAUAGUCUGGGAUACAAAAUAGUAACAUAGGCUUCAACUCAAAUUGCUCAUGUGUAAUACUAGUAUGCUUACUUUGUUGUAAAACAACUAAAUCAAGUAAAUGUGU
Dreissena polymorpha is the source of this 1755-nucleotide messenger RNA. RefSeq names its product P2X purinoceptor 7-like. The record is from RefSeq and is a predicted model, not a curated record. The transcript is spliced from 5 exons. Bases 227 to 733 code for a protein of 168 amino acids. NCBI's taxonomy places the organism in Eukaryota, Metazoa, Mollusca, Bivalvia, Myida, Dreissenidae.